GGGACUUCCGCCGUCCUCCUGGUGGUGGUCGUUUUGGUUCUGUGUGGUGUUUCACCAACUUCGGCCUAUGGCUCUGUCUGACGUCACCGAAGUGACGGAACGGAAAAGCGCGAGAAGCGGCUCGGUUCCCACCACGGAGAGGCGGGAGUGAGUCAACUGACAAGCGCUGGGGACAGUGGCGUCCUUGUCUUGCCUUUGUCGCUCCCGCCCCGCUCUUCCCUGGCUGGGCUGGCGGAGGCCUUGCUGAUGAACCUGACUGAGGGUCCCCUGGCGAUGGCAGAAAUGGACCCUACACAGGGCCGUGUGGUCUUUGAGGACGUGGCCAUAUAUUUCUCCCAGGAGGAGUGGGGGCACCUUGAUGAGGCUCAGAGAUUGCUGUACCGUGAUGUGAUGCUGGAGAAUUUGGCCCUUUUGUCCUCACUAGGUUCUUGGCAUGGAGCUGAGGAUGAGGAGGCACCUUCACAGCAAGGUUUUUCUGUAGGAGUGUCAGAGGUUACAGCUUCAAAGCCCUGUCUGUCCAGCCAGAAGGUCCACCCUAGUGAGACAUGUGGCCCACCCUUGAAAGACAUUCUGUGCCUGGUUGAGCACAAUGGAAUUCAUCCUGAGCAACACAUAUAUAUUUGUGAGGCAGAGCUUUUUCAGCACCCAAAGCAGCAAAUUGGAGAAAAUCUUUCCAGAGGGGAUGAUUGGAUACCUUCAUUUGGGAAGAACCACAGAGUUCACAUGGCAGAGGAGAUCUUCACAUGCAUGGAGGGCUGGAAGGACUUACCAGCCACCUCAUGCCUUCUCCAGCACCAGGGCCCUCAAAGCGAGUGGAAGCCAUACAGGGACACAGAGGACAGAGAAGCCUUUCAGACUGGACAAAAUGAUUACAAAUGUAGUGAAUGUGGGAAAACCUUCACCUGCAGCUAUUCAUUUGUUGAGCACCAGAAAAUCCACACAGGAGAAAGGUCUUAUGAAUGUAACAAAUGUGGGAAAUUCUUUAAGUACAGUGCCAAUUUCAUGAAACAUCAGACAGUUCACACUAGUGAAAGGACUUAUGAGUGCAGAGAAUGUGGAAAAUCCUUUAUGUACAACUACCGACUCAUGAGACAUAAGCGAGUUCACACUGGAGAAAGGCCUUAUGAGUGCAACACAUGUGGGAAAUUCUUUCGGUACAGCUCCACAUUUGUUAGACAUCAGAGAGUUCACACCGGAGAAAGGCCGUAUGAGUGCAGGGAAUGUGGGAAAUUCUUUAUGGACAGCUCCACACUCAUUAAACAUCAGAGAGUUCACACCGGAGAAAGACCUUAUAAGUGCAAUGAUUGUGGGAAAUUUUUUAGGUAUAUCUCCACACUCAUUAGACAUCAGAGAAUUCACACUGGAGAAAGGCCUUAUGAGUGCAGUGUAUGUGGGGAAUUGUUUAGGUACAACUCCAGCCUUGUUAAACAUUGGAGAAAUCACACUGGAGAAAGGCCUUAUAAAUGCAGUGAAUGUGGGAAAUCAUUUAGGUACCACUGCAGGCUCAUUAGACACCAGAGAGUCCACACGGGAGAAAGGCCUUAUGAGUGCAGCGAAUGCGGGAAAUUCUUUCGUUACAACUCCAACCUCAUUAAACAUUGGAGAAAUCACACUGGAGAAAGGCCUUACGAGUGCAGAGAGUGUGGGAAAGCCUUUAGCCACAAGCAUAUACUUGUUGAGCACCAGAAAAUCCACAGUGGAGAAAGACCUUAUGAGUGCAGCGAAUGCCAGAAGGCCUUUAUUAGAAAGUCUCACCUGGUUCAUCACCAGAAAAUCCACAGUGAAGAGAGGCUUGUGUGCUCCAUGAAUGUGGGGAAUUCUUUAGCUAAAACUCCAACCUCAUUAAACAUCAGAGAUUUCACAAUGGAGAAAGUUUACCAUUGACUAUUGUAAUUGGGUAGUAAUGUUAUAUAAAUUCCACAUUUUUAUGCAACUAAUCUCCAGAACAUUUUUCCUCUUACCAAGAAGUAAAAUGCUGUACCCAUUAACAACAACUCAUUCCCCUUCCCUACUUCCCCAGAAAUGUCUCAACUAUAUUUCUAUACUCUAUGGUACUUAUAUGAGGUACCAAUAGAUAUCUAUGAAUUUGAUAUAUAUUUGUACCUCAUAUAAGUGGAUUCUACAGUAUUUAUCUUUUGAGACUGGCUUAUUUCACUUAGGAUAAGGUCUUCACGGUUCACCCAUGUUGUAUAAUGUGUCAGAAUAUCCUUCCUUUUUAGGUGAAAUAAUAUUCUAUGGUAUUUAUAUACCACAUUUAUUUAUCCAUUCAUCUGUUAGUGGAUACUUGGGCUACUUCCACCUUUUGCCUAUUGAAAUAAUGCUGCUAUGAAGAUGAGUGUACAAGUGUCUAUUCAAGAUUCUACUUUCAAUUCUUAUAGGGUAUAUACUCAGAAAUGGUGGUGCUGGAUCAUAUAGGAUUUCUAUUUUUUUUUUUUGUUUGUUUUUGAGACAGAGUCUUGCUCUGUCACCCAGGCUGGAGUGCAGUGCUGUGAUCUUGGCUCACUGCAAGCUCCGCCUCCCAGGUUCAUGCCAUUCUCCUGCCUCACCCUCCCGAGUAGCUGGGACUACAGGUGCCUGCCACCACGCCUGGCUAAUUUUUUUGUAUUUUUAGUAGAGACGGGGUUUCACCGUGUUAGCCAGGAUGGUCCUGAUCUCCUGACCUUGUGAUCUGCCUGCCUUGGCCUCUCAAAGUGCUGGGAUUACGGGCGUGAGCCACCGCGCCUGGCCAGGAUUUCUAUUUUUAAUAUUUUUGGGAAAAUUUUUCCAUAGUACCUGUGCCAUUUUACAUUCCCACCAGCAGUGCACAAGGAUUGCAAUCUAUAUACAUCCUCACCAACAUUGUUCAUUUUCUAUUUCUGUUUUUGGGGUUUUUUGUAGUGCCUUUUGUUUUGGAUAGCAGCUAUCUUGUUGGAUGUGAGGUGGAAUCUAUAGUGUCUUUCAUUUUUAUUUUGUGAAUGAUUGAUGAUGUUGAGGAUCUUUUCAUGUGCUUGUUAGGCAUUUGUGUAUCUGGAAAAAUAUUCAAGUCUUUUUUUUCCAUUUUUAAUGGGACUAUUUGCUUUUUGUUGUUGAGUUGUAGUUCUUUAUACAUUCUGGAUAUUAACUCCUUACCAAAUAUAUGCUUUUUACAUAUUACCUCCCAGUCCAUAGGUUGCUUUUUCGCUCUGUUGAUUGUGUCCUUUGAUGAAAUUUUAAGUUUUGAUGUACUGUUGACUCUUUCUGUCUGUGGGUUCUGUAUUCAUGGAUCGAAGCAACCAUGGAUCAAAAGUAUUUGGAGCAUCCAUGGAUUGCAGUGAUCAUUAAUCAAAAAUAUUUGGAAAACAAAAAGGGUAGUUGCAUCUGUACUAAACAUGAACAGACAUUUUUUCUUGUCAUUAUUCCCUAAACUAUAUAGUAUAAUAAAUAUUUACAUAGCAUUUACAUUGUAUUAGAAGUUAUAAAUAACCUAAUGAUAAUCUAUAUAGGAAGAUGUGUGUAGGUUAUAUUCAAACACUAUGCCUUUUUAUGUGAGGGACCUCUUGAGCAUCAGAUGAUUUUGGUAUCCACAAGGGGUCCUGGAAUCAGUCCCCCACAGACACCAAGGGAUGACUGUAGUGCAUUUUAUCUAUUUUUACUUCUGUUACCUGGGCUUUUGAUGUUAUAUAUUAAAAAAAAUUAGUAUCAAAUCCAAUGCCAAGCAUUUUCCCUAUGCUUUAUUCUAAGAAUUUUAUAUUUGAAGGUCUUACAUUUAGGUCUUUUUUUUUUUUUUCUUUUGGAGGCAGAGUCUUGCUCUGUCACCCAGCCUGGAGUGCAGUAGUGGAAUCUCAGCUCACUACAACCUCCGCCUCCUGGGUUCGAGCCAUCACCCCACCUCAGCCUCCCAAGUAGCUUGGAUUACAAGUGUACACCACCACACCUGGCUAAUUUUUGUAUUUUUAGUAGAGAUGGGGUUUUGCCAUGUUGGCCAGGCUGGUCUUAAACUUCUGGCCUUAAGUGAUCCCCCUGCCUCGGCCUCCCAAAUUGCUGAGAUUACAGGCAGGAGUUGUAAUGCACUGUGCCUGGCUACAUUUAGAUCUUUAAUCUACUUGGGGUUCAUUUUUGCAUAUGGUUUAAGGCAAAAGUCCACUUUAUGUGGCUAUCCAGUUUUCCAAGCACCAUUUUUUGAAAAGAGCAUCUUUCCUCUGUUGAGUAGUCUUGGCACACUUGUCAAAAUCAUUUGUCCAUAUAUGCCAUGGUUUAUAUGUGGAUUCUCUAUUUUAUUGGUCAUAUGUCUGUCUUUAUGUCAGUACCACACAUUUUAGGUGUGUGUGUGUGAGACUCAGUGUUGAGGACAAGGCUAGUGGGCUUUCACACUCCAGACUGCUGUAUUCCAGCCCAAAUUACUCAAAUUAGCCAAUCCAUGGGGAACAUGGAAAACGUAGCUAAUGCAAUCCGCUUGCCUUACCUAAGUUGUCCCCUGCAGCCUCAGGUUGCUGUUACUGUGUUUCAGAUGCAACCCUCUGUGGGACCCUACCCAAGUUCUCUCAUUCUUAGCUAUAGGUAAUAAAUUGUUCUGAUUUUGUGUAUCCAAGUGACAUUGGGUUGUUUCUUGCUAUCAGAAGAACCCAGAAAAGUAUUAUGAAUCUAGUGAAUGUUGGAAAAUCUUUAGCCAUUAGCAUAACCUCAUUUCGUGCCAGCAUGUUCACCCUAGAGAAAAGUAGAAGUGAAGGCAAUGUCAUCUUUCCUUGUUAACAUGAUAACUCAGUAGAGCAAUGCUUUGGAGAUUAGCUUUUUAGGGAGAGAGCCAGCAGUUGAGCCUCCUGCAUCUGAACAUCCACACUAGGGAUAUUGUCUGUACUGCCAGAUAUAUGGGAAGAUUUUGUGAACUGUGUUGCAGUUUUCAACUUGACUGGGGCCUUUCCCAGAGUUAUGCCCCUGCCAGUGCCUAUUUAAAAAUGUCAUCUCUUUUCUACCAACUGGCAAAGAGCCAUGGUGUGUAGCAUUUUAGUCACAUUAAAAUGCAGUUAUGGCA
Molecule: messenger RNA, 4987 nt
Organism: Homo sapiens (human)
Lineage: Eukaryota; Metazoa; Chordata; Mammalia; Primates; Hominidae
Gene: ZNF548
Product: zinc finger protein 548
Exons: 4
Coding region: 247-1884 (545 amino acids)
Biological process (GO): regulation of DNA-templated transcription
Cellular component (GO): nucleus
Source: RefSeq, marked validated